Molecule: messenger RNA, 1224 nt
Organism: Alternaria conjuncta
Lineage: Eukaryota; Fungi; Ascomycota; Dothideomycetes; Pleosporales; Pleosporaceae
Exons: 3
Coding region: 1-1224 (407 amino acids)
Source: RefSeq, a predicted model, not a curated record
AUGGCCACCAAGUUGAGACCGAGCCGCCAUACUAUCCAUAUGCUUCUCAAAUCCCAGCGGAAGCUCAAAGAAUUGAACUUCCGCAUCAGGCCCGACGAGGCCUUCGCGGGCAAGGGGCCUCUUCCUAUCCGCACAACUGGUCCUUUGAUGGAACCUCCACUAAAUGACCUCACUGGACUAGCUGUAUAUGUUCAUUGCUAUCCGAAACUAGCGAAAAGCUCUUUUGAGUACUACCGCAAACUUCUCACAUACGUUCCCAAGCUGCAGACCUUGUCCAUAGAGGGCACGCUCUUUGAGAAUCGUCCACUCGACCGCCUGGACAUGCAUCACAUCCUACAGCAUGACAUAAAAGAGCCCAUUCUAACAAGUCUCACUUCCCUCCGUCUGAAGCUUAUUGACCUUGGAAUGAGCCACAAGGCGAUUUUCAGUAACAUCAGCUUUGCGAACCUUCGCACGUUGUCACUAAUUGGCUGCAAUGACAUGGCCCCAUUCUUGGGUGGCCUCCUGUUACAACGCGCCAACAGUGACGGCAGCUAUCUUUCCGAUUUCUCUGAGUUGGAGAUCUUCUUCCCUUCUAAUUCACUCCAUCCCGCCAACGACAUCCAGGCUGUCCAACACUUCCUCGAGACUGGUCCGAAGCUUGAAAAGCUCAUCGUGGACGUAUCACGCCACGCCUUGAUAAACAACAACGCUAUCAUUGCCCAGUCUAAUAAGCUGACUUUACUGCAACUGGGUACGGAUGAGGACAAGGCAGGGCGCUCAUAUGCAGUGGAAGACGUCAAAGCGAUUCUAGACGCUUGCACAGAGCUCGCAGACGUCGCCAUUGAUUUCCCUGCAGUGAACCUAGGUUCCCUUAUCGAUCUAGCUCAUGACUUAAGACUAGGAAGACCCCAAAACUGUCUCACACAUGUAGAGACUGAGUUCGAAGCCAUGCUCGCCGUACUCGCCCAGCACACCCCGCUUCACACCCUCCGCAUGUUGAACCUCCCAAAUUUCGGAGAGAUCGAAAUAGCACACAAAACCGACUCGCUCAGCGCUUCAGAACACCGACUAGCUCGCGUCCUGUACCAGAACUUCGCAACGGAGAUCAUGCGCUUCAUGGCGAAACGCGGUACCGCCCCCAUCUUUUUCGACACUCGACCUAGUAUCACCUACCAGCUCUUCGAUGAGUGUCUAUGGCCUGCGUAUCUGUUCAGUAAAGGGAUGAUAAAGAGUCGCUUGUGA